Molecule: messenger RNA, 2348 nt
Organism: Musa acuminata AAA Group (dessert banana)
Lineage: Eukaryota; Viridiplantae; Streptophyta; Magnoliopsida; Zingiberales; Musaceae
Exons: 22
Coding region: 388-2106 (572 amino acids)
Source: RefSeq, a predicted model, not a curated record
AACGACUUUGACGCACCGAAACACCGACCGCAUCCCGUCCCCCCCUGCUUUUACCUCUUUCCUCCUCCCAAUCCUCCUCCACCUCUCUCUCUCUCUCUCUCUUCUCUCUGUCUCUCUCUCUCUCUCUCUCUUUUCUUCUGCCCAUCGCCCAACUCAUUCCGUCUCCGGUACUCUGAGCCUUUCGGGAUCUCAUCAAACAGGGUUAGGAUUCGUGUCGGAACGGUUUAAAGAUCGAGCGAGCGCCGGGGCCGUGCGGUUCUGGCCGGGAGGAAAGCUCGGUUCUUGAUUCUAGAGGAAUGGGCUGUCAAGCAGCUCAAUUUGUGCGAUCAGGCAACCGAUAAGCAUUGGUCCGGAAGUAACUGUUUGCCAGGCAAUAGUACAAGAAAUAUGCAUAUUCCAUUUUAUGCCCAAGCAGAUGCAGUCAACAAUGAUCAUCAGUUCUCAAGUGAACUUAUGGCAGCUGAUGCAAGGCCACCUAACACAGGCUAUGUGCUUGAAAAUGGUGAUGUUGGCCUUUCGGCUCGGACAUCUGAUUCUUUAAUGAGGCAUGAAUUUCAAAUUGAUUCUGGUUCCAGCAAAAGAGCCAAAGUCAACAACCGCAUAUUGGAUCCAGAAAUCAUGGAACUUUACUAUAGAUCCCACAUUCAGGAAGAAGAGAUCCUUCUUCUCCGUAAGCAAAUCACUGACGCUAGCAUUAAAGAACUUCAGUUACUUAAUGAGAAGCAUAUUUUGGAGAGGAAGCUUUGUGAAUUGCGGAUAGCACUUGAUGAGAAGCAGGAUGAUGCAAUAGCUAGUGCCUUGAAAGAAUUGACUAAAAAGAGAAGCUAUUUUGAAGAAAACUUAAGAUUGGCCAAUAAUCUUAAGGUUGUAGAGGAUGAGAUGUAUGUACUAACUUCGUCAUUGCUAAGUCUAUUAGCUGAAUAUGACAUACGACCCCCUUCAAUCACUUCUUCUACAAUCUCCUCUUGUGUAAAGCAAUUAUACCAGCAUAUGCAAUGGAAGAUUAGAUCUUAUGGUAAUUUUGGUGAUAUGAACCAUCUCUUAGGAAAUCAACCUGAUAACCUGGUGGUUGAUAAGAAGCUUCAACAUCCAAGUUCUUCAAGAAAACAAUUGCCUCAUGCUUAUGUGGAACCAAUGAUACCUGAGCUUCGCCCAUCUGAUCAAUAUCCUAUGAAUCUGCAUAGCAAAUCUGCUUCUAAUCAGUUGAGAGCUACCCAAGAGUAUGAAAGAAUGGAUAUAAAGGAUGCAAAUAUUGUUAAUGAGAAGCUAAGGGAUUUACCAUCUGAUAUUCAUAUGGAGGUUGGUGGUACUGGUGCUCCAAAUUCCUUUGAAGGUUAUGCUCAUGAGGAGACAAUUAGAUUACCAGAUACUGAUGCCCAAUUGCAUAUGGUGACAAAUCGUGGAUCCUUUAUUUCAGAAGCAGGUGAAUUUGACUUGCCAAGUAUAGAAGGGUUUCAGAUAUAUGGUGAGGCUCAACCAGGAUGUAAGUUACAAGCCUGUGGAUAUCCGACAAAUGGUACUACUCUUUGCACCUUUCAGUGGAUUCGUGAACUUGAUAAUGGCACUAGGCAGUAUAUUGAAGGAGCUACUGUUCCAGAAUAUGUGGUAACUGCUGAUGAUAUUGGCACUUUUCUUGCUGUAGACUGCACUCCCAUUGAUGACAGUGGCCGUCAGGGUCAUCUUGUGCGGCAGUUUGCCAAUAAUCAUAGCAAAAUAACAUGUGACCCAGAGAUGCAGCAUGAGAUCGAUGCCUAUAUUUCUGCAGGCAGAGCAAUAUUUGAUGUCAAAUUAUGGAAUGAUUCUAUCGACUGGGAACAAGCGGUUCUGAUCGUGAAACGUUCCACCUAUCUGAUUAUGAUCAAACAUACAGACAGAGUGGUAAUGGAAGAAAAAUAUUCACCCGAGCUAAAAAUCAAAGUUCCACUUGGGUACACAACCCAGUUUGUGUUGACCUGUUCAGAUGGAACUAAUCUACCACUUAGAACUGAUGGGACUAGUCAGCCAUAUAACUUGGAGAAUGAUGUUAGGAUACGUGAUAUGAUUGUGUUGACCAUGAGAUGCUUCCAGUCUAAGGCUGUUGAUGCUAAAAGAAAAGUCAAGGCCUAGAUGAUAUGGUACAAUUUUUUUUUUGUUUGAACGUUUAGAGGCAAGUAAGUGUACGGUCAACUUUUCUUUUUUUCUCUAUUUUUAAAGUGUUUUUUGUUUUUGAGUUUCAAUAAUGUGGGUUGUGUAUAGUUUUCUGCCAUGUGUUGUCAUAAAUUCAAGCAAGGAUUACGGUGAGAGGAUGGUUUUUUCAUGGAUCUGUUGUGUUCUUAAGCAAAUUAAAGUUAUUCUUUUGAUUAUAGUUC